AUGGACCGAACUUUCCGUCAGUUGGAAGGCAAUCAGUCGACCGAUUGCGAGAAGAAGCGGACGGCGGCGAUGACGAGCGGGUAUCGAGCUGAGAACGGCCGUCUGAAGGGCGUGAACGAGGUGUAUAUUAAAACCAAGCUGCCCAACGAGAAAUGCGAAAAUUCGGACUACGAAAUUCAAAUCAGUAGAAAGUUUAAAAAGUUCGACAGAGAAUUCGUCACGUUGAGGGUUGACAGCGAGCGGAUGUUGAGCUGCAGCGGCGAUCAACAGACCGACGGAUGUCGACAAAUYGCAGAACGCGUUGAAGAGUACUUGAGCAGAGUCCGGGAGUUUUUUAUUAGUAAACUGACACACGUCAACUCGAUGGAGUCCACGUGGACUUUGAGACGCAGGACUCUCGCUUUAGAAACGUUAAAAAAGUUGUAUACACGCGACRUGUCCAGGAUGGAUGCUUGGAUCGAGUCGGUCGUCGAGGCGUAA
Diuraphis noxia (Russian wheat aphid) is the source of this 480-nucleotide messenger RNA. RefSeq lists its product as uncharacterized. NCBI's taxonomy places the organism in Eukaryota, Metazoa, Arthropoda, Insecta, Hemiptera, Aphididae. The record is from RefSeq and is a predicted model, not a curated record.